Messenger RNA from Sorghum bicolor (sorghum), 2416 nucleotides. Its product is annotated as polycomb group protein EMBRYONIC FLOWER 2-like. The transcript has 21 exons. Lineage: Eukaryota; Viridiplantae; Streptophyta; Magnoliopsida; Poales; Poaceae. The coding region runs from base 315 to 2198 and encodes 627 amino acids. The record is from RefSeq and is a predicted model, not a curated record. Gene Ontology annotation, cellular component: nucleus. Gene Ontology annotation, molecular function: chromatin DNA binding.
UGCAGAAGGAAGGAAAAUAAGGGCACAUUCGGCACUCGGGAGAGGUCCCAUUUUUUCCUCUCUCACCAAUUCCUCCCCGGGUCCGGGCCGAGCCGCCGUUCCAAUCCGGUGGCCACCGCUUACGCCGCCUCUCUUGCCUCCGCUCCCGUUCGCGGCCCCCGCUCCCACACUUCGCCGCCUGCUAGCGCUCCAGUUUGAUGCUGAUGAGACCUGAUCCCACCGUUGGGUAGGUUCCUGCGCGCGGAAAGAAGAAAGAACUCGUCGUGGGUCCGGGUCCGCAAGAGCAAGACCCUAGGUGUUCGUCAGCAGCGAGGAUGCCCGGCCUGCCUCUGCCUCAACCGAUAAAUCAGAAUAUUGGACGUGAAUAUGCUUAUCCUGGGUCUACAGGCCAGGCCUUCCAUCAGCAGCUAAGAACUGCAUUGUCUCCGGAUGAGAAACUUGCUGCUGAAAGAGAUUUGGCUCUGUAUUGCAAGCCAGUCGAGCUCUACAAUAUUAUUCAACGGCGAGCCCUGAAAAACCCCCUUUUUAUUCAAAGAUGCCUUCUUUACAAUAUACACGCGAGGAGAAAAAAGAGGAUUCAGAUAACCAUAUCACUUUCUAGAAGUACAAAUACUGAGUUGCAAGCACAUUAUAUCUUUCCUCUUUAUGUUCUGUUAGCUAGACCUACUAGUAACCUUUCACUUGAAGGGCAUUCUCCAAUUUAUCGAUUCAGUCGGGUUCACUUGCUUACUUCUUUUAGUGAACUUGGAAAUAAGGACAACAGUGAAGCCACAUUCAUCAUUCCUGAUGUGAAGAGUUUGUCAACCUCCCAUCCUUGCAACCUUGACAUUAUCUUUAUUAGCUGUGGGCAAGUCGGACAAAGUAAUGGUGAAGACAACUGCUCUGGAAACCAUGUGGAAGGUUCUUCUCUCCAGAUGUUUGAAGGGAAAUGCUCCUGGGGUAAAAUACCGACUAAUUUACUUGCUUCGUCUUUGGAGAGUUGUGUCAAUUUAAGUUUGGGACAUAUUGUGGAGUUGGCAUCUAAAGUUACAAUGAGACCAAGCUUCUUAGAGCCAAAACUUCUGGAGCAAGACAGUUGCUUGACAUUUUGCUCUCAUAAGGUUGAUGCUGCGGGUUCAUAUCAGCUACAACUAUGCAUGUCCGCACAAGAGGCUGGUGCAAGAGACAUGUCUUUGUCUCCAUAUAGUAGUUACUCAUAUGAUGAUGUCCCACCUUCGUCAUUAUCAGAUAUCAUAAGGUUAAGAUCUGGGAAUGUACUUUUUAAUUACAAGUACUACAAUAAUACGAUGCAAGAGACUGAAGUCACUGAAGAUUUCUCUUGUCCAUUUUGCUAUGUACGAUGUGGAAGCUUCAAGGGUCUGGGAUGCCAUUUAAACUCAUCGCAUGACCUAUUCCACUAUGAGUUUUGGAUAUCUGAAUCGUACCAGGUUGUUAAUGUUAGUCUGAAGGCCGAUGCUUGGAGAACCGAGCUUAUUGCUGAGGGCGUUGAUCCGAGGCAUCAAACGUUUUCUUACCGCUCAAGGUUUAAGAAGCGUAGACGAUCAAAGACCACAACUGAGAAAAUCAGGCAUGUACAUUCACAUAUUAUGGAAUCAGGGUCACCUGAAGAUGCCCAGGCAGGAUCUGAGGACAACUGUGUGCAAGGGGAGAAUGGGACUUCUGUAGCAAAUGCUUCGAUUGAUCCUGCUCAGUCUUUACAUGGCAGCAAUCUUUCACCACCAACAGUACUACAGUUUGGGAAGACGAGGAAGCUAUCUGAGCGAGCUGACCCUAGAAAUCGGCAGCUCUUGCAAAAACGGCAGUUCUUCCAUUCUCACAGAGCGCAGCCAAUGGCACUGGAACAAGUGUUCUCGGACCGUGAUAGUGAAGAUGAAGUUGAUGAUGAUAUUGCUGACUUUGAGGAUAGAAGAAUGCUUGAUGAUUUUGUUGAUGUUACAAAAGAUGAAAAACUUAUUAUGCAUAUGUGGAAUUCAUUUGUUCGAAAACAAAGAGUGCUAGCGGAUGGUCAUAUACCUUGGGCCUGUGAGGCAUUCUCUCAGUUGCAUGGACGACAACUUGUACAGAACCCUGCUCAACUGUGGGGCUGGCGUUUCUUCAUGAUUAAACUUUGGAACCACAACAUUUUAGAUGCCCGUACCAUGAACACGUGCAACACAGUCCUUCAAAGUUUCCAAGAAGAAAGCACAGGUCUAAAGUAAUUUCGAUGCGUCAGACGAAAGAUUUAAGGGAACAAGAUUUUAUAGUUUCCAAGAAGAAAGUAACUUUUUAAUGAUCGUUUCAUUCAAAACUGCUGUCGAUUGUAUUAAUUCUUGUUGAAAAGAGACGUAGCCGGUUUAAUUUCCAAACUAUAAUAUUCUGGAUAAUACUUGAAUUUGACGAAUAUUUAAUGUUAUUUCAUUUAGAGUUAUUGUAUCGA